AUGACCCUGGACGAUAAUGAGCUUAUGCAGCCUCUCGUUGGUGCACAGACAGAAGUCACGCCGUCGCUUAGCGCCAACGAAAAUCACAUGAUAUGUGACCCUCCAAUGAAUGAGAAUGCGGAAGAGGAAAAGGAAGAUGCACCGCGAGGUCAGAGUAUCCGUCCACAGCAGGGACAACAGAAGCUUCCAUAUGCAGCGCUGAAUAUACAUCCUUACGCCGUACCCCAGUAUCAGCCACAAGGCUACGGUGGCGGUUCUACUUCUGGUUGGGGAGGAGGCCAAGACGACGAAAGUGAGGAAAAAUCGAUCACGGUGGACAUAGUUUUCAGUGGCAUGUACACAUUGGCUGCUGCGCUUACUAUCAUUCAGGGUUUCGGCAUGCUCAUUUACUUUACAUAUGCUUCCGUUUCUUUGGGCCUUUACACCAUGGCUUUCGGUACAGCAGUUAUCAUGUAUGACCUCAAAUCGGUGGUAAAUGGCGUGAGCGUGGAGCUGUACUUGCCAUUUCUAGGCAGCUACAUUGGCCGCGCGGUGACAAUCUUCUUCUUUGCAGUGUUAAGUGCGCAGACGUACCAAUACGCUGGAUGGACCAAGUUCAUCGUGCUGUACAAUUUGUUGGUCGCUUCACUGCAAGGAUUCGUAUUUCUUACGACGAAGACUGUGUCACAAAACCAGCCGCAGCUGGAUGAUAUCCCUGACUUGUAG
Molecule: messenger RNA, 705 nt
Organism: Plasmopara halstedii
Lineage: Eukaryota; Oomycota; Peronosporomycetes; Peronosporales; Peronosporaceae
Product: Golgi apparatus membrane protein TVP15
Exons: 3
Coding region: 1-705 (234 amino acids)
Source: RefSeq, a predicted model, not a curated record